UAUAAUCCGCCAACUCUCCUAGCCUUCCGGCAUAGUUACAAACUGCGCCAAAAAAAGGAAGAAAUAUUCAGUCUUGAAGUUUGUCCUUUUUGUGCCAUAACUAUUCAGAGUACGCUACAGCUGUAAGCAAGGCUCCAUGACUGCUGAGAUAAUGUCUUCCAUACCAUCUGCGCUACCUGCGCUCGACACCUCUACUCCACCACAGUCCACAAUAUCAAGUCGGCGAGGCUCAAGGUCGCCGUUGUCAAUAGACCUGAGCGAUCUUCCGCCUCUAAUAACACCUUCCCCGCCGACGAACACUCUUCUUAUCACAAAUCUCAACGACCCUGUCAUCUUCCAGCCGGAUAAUCUGCAAAGAAUCAAAGAGAUCGUAAACCAACAUGUUCCCAUCCACACCUGGGCUCCUCUAAAGUCGAUGCGACGCAUCAUCGUGUCCUUCUAUUCGGUCGACGACGCCACCAUCAUACGGCAAGCUAUAGACGGCGAGACCGUUAUGGACUGUCGCGUGCGCGUCUACUUCGGUGCGGAGACCAAGAUCAGUAACGAAGACCAGCACCUCAAGGCUCCGCACGCAGAAAAGCAGUUCUUCAUCUCGCCGCCGCCUAGUCCGCCUCAUGGCUGGGAGAUGCGCAAUGAAGAUCCGCCGAACAAGGAGGUUCAUGCCGAAGACUUGGCCGCGGCGCUGGCAAGGUUGCACGCCAGGGACGCCAGGCAGGACAGCAUCGGGGACGAGCACAUGGACGUUGAGCCCAGCAAUGCUGCGAGCGGAGGCAGCGGGUUAAGGAUGCGCAGCCGAAGCUCCACCCUGGUGUACCAUCCAGAGCACGCGGGCGACAGCCCGGCCCUGCCCAGCAUUUCCGUCGAGGAUACGAGCGAAAGCGAUCACGAGGCUGACUUGAGUCCCAUGGAAGACAUCCGGAGACCGGUAGUCCGCACAUCAAGGCCGCCCAUCGAGCUAAUGGAGCACUGAGCAUGAUUAGGCUGCCCGUGCGAGGCUACACCAUGUCCCCACCCAGCUCAUCUAAUACUUUUUAUUAUUCAUAUCAACUGACGCGGUUAAAGCAUUGCAUUUAGCGUUCUUUGUUUUUAAAGUGAUGGGGCCACAUUCUUGUAGAAACAUGACCCGGUAUAUCAAAGUACAAUCUCAUUUUUCGCAUAAUCGAGCGAGCACUCUGAGGCUGAGGAAACUGGCCCAGAAGCCAUGCUGAAUAGCUUAAUAAAAUUAUAUGUCUUUCCCACUUCUGGCCUGCAGAC
This is a messenger RNA of Verruconis gallopava, 1254 nucleotides long. RefSeq lists its product as uncharacterized. Gene Ontology annotation, cellular component: nucleus; cytoplasm. The transcript is spliced from 2 exons. The record is from RefSeq and is a predicted model, not a curated record. Gene Ontology annotation, molecular function: nucleic acid binding; calcium-dependent protein serine/threonine phosphatase regulator activity. Bases 137 to 970 code for a protein of 277 amino acids. Lineage: Eukaryota; Fungi; Ascomycota; Dothideomycetes; Venturiales; Sympoventuriaceae. Gene Ontology annotation, biological process: calcium-mediated signaling.